CAGUGCCGUACGGUUGAAGAGUGCAGUUCUGACUUGCCUCAAGCUUGGAAGAGGGCCAAUACUGAUUCGAGUGCUAUAUCACCUUCUACUUGCACUACUACCGUUGGCGUCAACGAGUAUCAGACGAACAGCUGCGCGUGUCGGUCCGGCCAGCGCACGCGAUAGGAUUUCUGGCGAGCUGCAGGGCGUCGCAAGCUCUCCAGCUACACUCAUCAUACAUCACCGUGGUGGAGAAGAGAAGUGAAUGAAGGGGUGAGGCGAUAUCAGCCUUUGUACUUGGUCUGGAAGAAGAGAUGGAUCCAGCGCAUCGCGGGUGGCCGCCUCCGUCGGGCGGCAGCACGCAUGCUUCAAACGGAGAGCAAGCUCCCAGAGCUGGCGCCACGUUUGGCACUCCGCAGCAGCACUCAGCUCCAUCUCCGUCUGUGCGCCCUGUUGGCCUUCCUCCACCGCCGGGCAAUCCAUUCCCUCCCUUCCACCAGGCAAGUCACGGGCUCGCAGCUCAUCCAGCUAUUAGCCAAUCUUCACCAAGACAGAUUCCCAUAUCACACGGACCCGACCGUCCGCCAUUACAAGCACCUGGCUUCCCAUUGCCGAACAUCUCGCAAGCGACCGGCCAGCCGGGCAUUAUCGAACGGGAACGGGAGCGUGAAAGAGUAGAACAGAUCCAUAUCAAGGAGGAGGAAGAUCGGCGACACCGCGAGAUAGAGCGUCAGAGACUGGAACAAGCGCCACCGCACCAGCCGCAGCAGGGUCCGCCUAUGCUGCACCAACCCGUGGCAGUGGGCCACGGCAGAGUACACGGUCCAAACGGCAUAUUGGGCAAUCCGCAGCUGAGUGGGCCGCAACCGCCACCACAAAUGCCUCUCGGUGCGCCGUCCGGACCGAUCAAUAUCUUUGCUGGUGCGCCAGGACAGGCGGCACAACCACCACCGCAACCCAUGCAACAGGGACUCCUCAUGCCCUUUGCGCCAGUGCCGCACCCACAACCAUCUCAGCAACAGCAGAUGGGACAAGGGCAGGGUCAGCAGCCCAUACUGAACGAUGCAUUGAGCUACCUAGACCAGGUCAAGGUCCAAUUUGCAGACCAUCCAGACGUUUACAAUCGCUUCCUCGACAUUAUGAAGGACUUCAAGUCCGGCGCGAUCGACACUCCCGGCGUGAUUGGUAGAGUUAGCACGCUGUUUGCGGGAAAUCCAGAGCUCAUCCAAGGCUUCAAUACAUUCCUGCCUCCAGGCUACCGCAUCGAAUGCGGCACCAGUGAUGACCCGAACGCCAUCAGGGUUACGACGCCAAUGGGUACCACCGUAUCAUCGAUGCCGCAGCCGCGCCCACUUAGCAGGCAGGACGGCACCGACGGUCUCCGACCUACUACCGGCACUUACACCCCUCAGCCGGGAGCGCAGACUGCCAAAAUGAUGUUCAGUCCAAGCGGCCGUCCAGUUGGUCCUGCUGCGCCUGGGCGGCAUCUCUCGCCGCUGGAAGCCGCAAGACAACAAGAAGCCAUCCAUGCGCAGGAGCAGCGCGGUGUCAGUUCACUUCAGAAUGCAGUCUCUGCGGCAACCGGUGCUGGUGGCCUUCGAGCCGGCAUGUCACCACGGGCUACGCCUUUACCUGGCCAAGUGACAGACGGUCAGCUGGACGGGACGGCAGGCAUGGAAAAGCGGCCCCCGGUGGAGUUCAACCACGCUAUCAGCUACGUGAAUAAGAUCAAGAACCGCUUCUCGUCGCACCCGGACAUCUACAAACAGUUUCUCGAGAUUCUACAAACCUACCAGCGCGAGUCAAAGCCCAUACAAGAUGUGUACGGCCAGGUCACGCAUCUGUUCAAGACUGCACCAGAUCUGCUGGAAGACUUCAAGCAGUUCCUACCGGAGUCUGCUGCACAGGCUAAAGCUGCGGAGCGGGCGCGUCAAGCUGCGGAGGAGAACGCGAUGAUGUCGAAUGCCAGAGAUGGCGGGCUGUAUGGCAGCCCAGUGAUAUCGCGAGAGACGCACAUGGGCACACCACACCAAGGCAGACAACUCCCGCCAGUCGGCAACUUUGCGCCAACUCCCAUGGGCAAGGAUAACAAGAAGCGCAAGGUGGAGCGACAAGAAACCGUUGACAGCAUGGCAGGCAUAAGUGGUGUCAAGGCGCCCUUGGCUGGCCAGGCGAGCAAGAGGCAAAAGCAGACUCACACCGCAGUCGCGAAGCCUGGUGAUCAACCGCCGUCAUCCCCAGGUCUAGUCCCUCGCUUGCCCGAACCGCUACCGCCUACCACGACAGCGGCGGCGACAUCGGAGGAGAUGUCCUUCUUCGAGCGUGUCAAGAAGGCCAUUGGGAAUAAGGGCACCUUUAGCGAGUUCCUCAAACUUUGCAACCUAUUCAACCAAGACCUCAUUGACAGGGCAACCGUCGCCUUCCGCGCAAAGUCCUUUAUAGGCAACCAUCCAGACUUGACGAAGUGGUUCGAGAAUUUCUUAGGCAUCGAAGAUGAGGCCAUCGUCAUCGAAAACAAGCCGCGCAUACCCUCAGGCAGAGUCAGCCUUAGCAAUUGCCGCGGCCUAGGCCCCAGUUACCGUCUGCUACCGAAGCGCGAGCGCCAGAAGACGUGCUCUGGUCGCGAUGAGCUCUGCAACUCCGUGCUCAACGACGAAUGGGCUUCUCAUCCAACGUGGGCGUCAGAGGACAGCGGGUUCAUCGCUCACCGAAAGAAUGUGCACGAAGAAGGUCUACACCGAAUCGAAGAAGAGCGUCACGAUUAUGACUACAACAUCGAAGCGUGCAGUCGCACCAUUCAGCUACUGGAGCCAAUUGCACAGCAACUACGACGACUAUCAGAUGCAGACCAGCGCGCGUUCAAGUUGCCACCUGGUCUGGGCGGCCAGAGCGAGACCAUUUACAAGCGCAUCAUUAUGAAGAUUUACGGUCGUGAGAAGGGCCACGAUGUCAUCGAACAGCUCCACGUUCACCCGUAUCAGGUCAUCCCUGUCCUGCUCAACCGUCUCAAGGAGCGUCUGGAGACGUGGAAAUACGGCCAGCGCGAGUGGGAUAAAGUUUGGCGCGAGCAGACGCAGAAGAUGUUCUGGAAGAGCCUCGACCACCAGGCCGUUAACAACGCCAAGGGCGACAAGAAGCAGUUUCAGGCCAAAUUCUUGCAGUCGGAGAUUCAGACGAAGCACGAAGAGAUGCGCGCGCAGGAGAACAUCAAUCAUGGCACUCUGAAGAGGCCGCAGAUGGAAUCUGUCGUCCGGGAUAUGGACGUCGUGGUUGACAUCACUCAUCUUCUGCUACAGUAUGUGCACAUGAGCAUGGAAGUGGAUCAUCCGCGCCUGGCGGGCUUCCUGAGGGAGUUCGUGCCACUGUUCUUCGGGAUAGAUGCCGAAGGCUUCAACGCGCAGCUCAAGGCACGAUCCGGCGGAACACCGCAGGAGGCUGAAGUGGUCGAAGAGGCCUCCUACGCUGAGGACGCAGCGUUUGGCCGUGGGCGCAAGAUGGGCAAGCCUGGCGGACUUCUGCGUACAGCACUCGACCGCGGCAGGCAGAGCAAGAUGGGCCGGAGAGACGAUACGUCGAUCAGCCGCGCUUCGACACCGGAUGUUGCAUCAAACGCAGGGGACGCUGAGGAGAUGGCGAUUGACACGACCGAGGAGACUGAGAGCAGGAACGCACAGCAGCCUACGCAGCGAUGGUUUGAGCACCCAGGGGCUGGCAAUGACGCUUUCUACAAGAACGAUGUUGACCCGAACGAGCCGCAGAAGCGCGAAGUCUACAAGAUGUGGACCAAUACCGCGCUGUAUUGCUUCGUGAGGAUGUUCAACACGAUGUACGAUCGGCUGCACAAGCUGAAGUCGUCUGAGGCUGAUGUGGCGAAAGCGGUUCGCAACGCGGAGAAGCCCAAGCCUGCUAUCGAGCUCGGCAUCGUCGAUAAGCUCCCUGGCGACUUCUUCGGCGAUAUUGGGCCGACUGCGAACUACUACAGUCAGAUGCUCGGCAAGUUCGAGGACGUGCUGAAAGGCGAGUACGAGUUCGCUGAGGUGGAGGACACGUUGCGUCGUUUCUAUCUCAACAACGGCUACCACCUGUAUGCGUUUGAGAAGAUGGUGAGCGCGACGGCGCGCUUCGCGCUGUCCGUGCUCAACAGUGAGGGCAAAGAGAAAGGCUUCGAGAUCUGGCAGGCUUUUAAGAAGGACCGGAGCAAGGAAACGACCACUGUGCCUCAGCAGACGGACUAUAGGAAGAGUGUGGAGAGGCUAAUCAAAGACGGCGAGCUGUAUCGAAUCGAUUGGGACGAGGACAAACGGAAGAUCAUGUACUACCUCGUGAGGAAGACCGAUCCGGCAUAUUUCGAUGACGGUCUGUCUCCUCUAGACCUCGAAAAUCGUUGGCGUGCCUACGUGGCGUCGUACCAGACGGUUGACGACACCGACAAUGUGCCGCGCGAUCGUCUCAAUCCACCCUUCUUGCUCCGCAACGCACGAAAUAUGGGCAUGAACCCAAUCAGCAAUUCUUACCCGCCUUCGCCACCCAUCCGAACCAUUGACGGCGACUCGGCCGAGUCUGCCGGCAACGACGUGCUAGGUCAUGAUAGAGCCAUGACCCGGUUACUGGCUGCUAGAAACGAGGAGAACCUCAUCAUCCGGAUCCGUGUGAAUGAUUACGUUCCGCAAUUUCAGCCGAACACUCAGGAAGGGUUUAUGCAGCCGUUCGAAGAGAGGCAAGGAGGUAGUCAGGGGGUGAGGCAGGAAGAGGAGGCCGAGACGGAGAGGGAGGAGGUUAUGAGGGAGAGGUGGAUUAUGAAUAAUGAGGCUAUGAGGGAUCUGAGGAAGGAGGAGGUGGAGGCGAGGAACAAGGGCUUUGGGGACUUGGUUCAGGACGCUGGGGAGAGGGCGGCGGAGGAGGUUAUGGGCGAGGAGAAGAUGGAGGUUGAAUAGGUCUGUGAAUGAGCGCUGCAGUCCUCGUUCGCGCAGCUUUCUUUGACAUGGCGUGCUUGUAAAUGUUGGGAGGGGACGCUCGACUUCGUCACCCUCGAUCUAUCACUUUGGUUUUGGUCAUGUUUUCGUGCCUUAUCGCGUUCCGGUGGGCACGAUCUUGGCACUUCACAGCUCCAAGAUCAGCAUCACCAAUAUUCCGGUGGUUGAUGCAGGACAUUCGAAUUUAGCCGCCUUGACUCAUACAGCG
Messenger RNA from Baudoinia panamericana UAMH 10762, 5160 nucleotides. RefSeq lists its product as uncharacterized. NCBI's taxonomy places the organism in Eukaryota, Fungi, Ascomycota, Dothideomycetes, Mycosphaerellales, Teratosphaeriaceae. The record is from RefSeq and is a predicted model, not a curated record. The transcript has 4 exons. Gene Ontology annotation, molecular function: transcription corepressor activity. Gene Ontology annotation, cellular component: chromatin; Sin3-type complex. Gene Ontology annotation, biological process: negative regulation of transcription by RNA polymerase II. Bases 294 to 4913 code for a protein of 1539 amino acids.